UGUAGACUUGUAGGCCAAGACUGCCUCCACUGGAGCUCCUUAUUCCUCACCUGUUUUACUCUUAGAUAUGCCUUUAAGUUGGCCAAGUGUGUGACCAAAUAGUAGAUAAUAUAUUAACAAGUGCCCACAAUGUCCGAAAAGUAAGCGAAGAAAAGGAAAAUAUGUGGUAAAGAAGAGUGUUUGUGAUAAAAUUAUGUGCUGCUCACGAAGCUGUGUUCCGCAAGAACCUGUUUUACCUUUCUCCAGCAGCUGAUUCAUACAGAAUGGAGGUGGGCGUGGUGGUGGUGAUGAUGCUGACGGCUAUGACCACGGCGCAGCAACUCAACAGAGCUCCUGAGUUUUUACCUGGUGGUGACAUGGACAGGUUCUCUCUCAGGGAGGACACGCCGGUGGGGUCGUCUGUGUACACGUUGCGGGGACGGGACCCAGAAGGCACAGAUGUAUCGUUCACGGUGUCUGGAGAUCAUCUCAGUGUGGACAGGAACACGGGCGUCGUCACCCUCGUCCAUCCCCUCGACCGAGAAACCACGUCCAUGAUCGAGGCCAUCAUUACUGUCACAGAUGAAAGAGUGUAUGGGGAUGAGCCUAACACAGUGCCCCUUCGUCGGGAGAUCCCUAUCUUGGACGUGAAUGACAACCGGCCGCUCUUCCAUGAUCAACCCUACAGCUUCGUGGUGAUGGAGUCUGCUUCCCCUGGCUCUACACUCUUCUCUCAGAUGAAGGUCACGGACGCUGAUGGAGGGAGCAAUGCUGAGGUUACUCUACAUUGUGUCGAGGAGGAGACCCCGAAGGCGUGUGCCAAGUUCGAGGUGAGAGAGGCGAGGGUGGAGGAGGGCAAUUAUGUAGGCAUCAUCUCCCUCAAGGCACUCCUUGACUACGAGACAGAGAGGCAGUACACCAUGGUGGUGAAGGCGUCAGAUGGAGGGUCAGAGAAGCGUCUCACUUCCACAGCGACGGUGGUGAUCGAGGUGAAAGAUGUGCAAGACCAACCGCCCAUCUUCCUUAACGCCCCCUUCAGCGCCACUGUUAGGGAGGCUAGCCCGGCUGGAACAUCAGUGCUGGAGGUCCAUGCCCGAGAUGGUGACCUUGGGGAGCCGCGCCCUCUCACCCUUUCUCUGCAGGGUGACGACUCUGGCUACUUCACCCUCACUGAUGUGCGUGCUCUCCAAGACGGCUCCCUUGGUGCCACUCUCUCCACUUCUGAGGUCACCCUUGACCGGGAAGACCCUCUCAUCCUCAACAAUGGAGGUCUCUAUACAUUCAGUAUUCGGGCUCAGGAGAAGGAUGGAGAGGCAGCGGUGUCACAGGUAACGGUGGUGGUGACGGACGUUGACGACCAACGACCAAUCUUCAGCCAAGAUGAGAUCUCUGUUACUGUCCCAGAAGAUAUUGCCAAUGGGACACCGCUGCCGGGCCUAAACCUGGUGGUGACGGAUGGGGACGUGGGGGAGAAUGCCCGCUUCUCUCUGGCCCUGGAGGACAUUUUUGGCUCCCAGGGUGUCUUCUCCAUCUUCCCCGAAACAGCUGUUGGCAGGACUCCUGUCAUCAUCAAGGUCGCUGACUCCUCACGGCUUGACUACGAAAAUUCUGAUGCUUCAAAUUUCCUCUUUAAAGUGGUGGCGAGUGAACGAGGAGUACCAGUGUCAGCUGCUGUCGUCAACAUCACUGUCACAGAUGCUAACGACAACUCCCCUACCUUCCUCCACUCCUCCUACAGGUUUGGUGUGAGCGAGGGUGUGGGCAGUGGGUUCCUCAUCACCACCCUCCUUGCCAAUGACUCAGACUCUGGUAUCUUUGGACAACUCAGCUACAGUCUCAAAGGAUUCGGAGCAGAGAAAUUCCGAGUAAACAGCAGUACUGGCCAAAUCUACGUUGCCAACUGUGGGAUGGAGACGUGUCUAGACUAUGAGCGGCAGAAGACCUUCUCCCUCACAUACUCGGCCACUGACGGCGGAGGGAAGGUCACUUCUGUUAACAUCUUUUUCAAUGUGGAAGACGAGAAUGACAAUGCACCAGAGUUCUCUAAGAGAGAAUACCGCAGGACAGUAGACGAGGGCGCUGCAUCCUUUGACCCACCACUUUUUGUUAAGGCGAAGGACAUUGAUGGAGAGAUUCAGGGUGGGGGGAAGGUGUUCUACUCCCUGCAGGAGGGCAACACUGAGGACGAAGCAUUCUUCAUGGAGCCCAUCAGUGGAGAAGUGUCCAUCCAGCGACCCCUGACCUACCUUGACACCCCCACAUCCACCUACACCCUCACUAUCCGUGCUACUGAUGCAGGUGAGCCACGGCGCCACACUGACGUGCGAGUGUUCGUCACAGUGGGGCGGGACACCAACAGACCUCCCAGAUUCCGUCAGAGAGAUUACCAGGCCCAGGUACUGGAGGAUGCUCCCCCAGGCUCGAAAGUGGUACAAGUGUCAGCUAGCGACCCUGACGGCCCUGAUGAAGCCCUGAUGUACAUGUUGACAGCAGGCGCCAGAGACAACUUCAUCAUGAAUGCCACCACAGGCGAGAUCAUUGUUGCCCAGGGGGCCAGCCUCGACCGUGACAUCACCCCUAAGUACCAGUUGGUGGUGGCGGCGGUGGACAGCGGGUCACAGACACGUCAGACAGCCACUACCACAGUCGCAGUCUCCCUUAUUGAUGUCAACAAUAAGUCACCCAAGUUUAACCAAGAAUCUUACGUACAGUACGUGAGUGAGCGGCUGCCGGUGGGGGAGAAGGUGGUGACGGUAAGGGCCACUGACAUGGAUUUGGGUGCCCAGCUUCUCUAUGAGAUCACUCAACCCUUUAUGGCCAGGGACAAGACUGGCAUUGCCCUCACCCCAAACUCCCCAUAUGACUACCUCUCCUCCUUCAGGGUGAAUGAGACAACAGGUGAAGUAGAAGUGUCUGGGAGUCUGGACCACAAUGCUGCUGCUGUCAUCAUCCUCACCCUUACCGUGUCUGACAACAAUGCCUCAGCAGCCUUCCCUAACCAGACUGACACAGCUGAGGUGACCAUCUACGUGCAGGCAUUCAGUGACCAGAAUCCGAUCUUUGCACCCCCCUGGACGCCAGCACGUCCCCAGCUGGAAGUGACUGUCAAGGAGGAGCAGGACCCUGGCACCGGUGUCUUUUCUGUUACCGCCAAAGAUCCCGUCACAGGUCAGCCCGUGCGACGCUAUGAAAAGGUGGCUGGGUCUGACCCUGACCAGAUGUUUACUGUGGCACCCAUCACUGGUCAAGUCUCCCUUAACUCUCGCCUGGACUAUGAAGCCUCUGAGACAAAAACAACAUCACUGCAGGUACUGGCCGUUGCCGGAGAUCGCUCCAGCCAGGCCACUGUCAUCGUCAACAUCGAGGAUGUAAAUGACAACAGUCCCAUAUUCACAGAAAAUGAGUACCAUGCACGGCUGUCUGAGGACGCCCGGUUCCCGAAGUCAGUGCUAACUGUAGAGGCGACAGAUGCAGACACAGAAGAGCAUGGUGAAGUGACCUACACCCUGGGCGGGGAGGGGGCGCUUCUCUUUGUUAUCAACGAUACCACAGGAGAGAUUGUUGUGGCUCGUGGGGCUCAGCUGGACCGGGAGACAACACCCACCAUCACCCUGGAGGUGACUGCCCAUGACACACCCAGGGGCGGCAUCAACCAGCGCAAGACCACAGUUAUUGUAGAAAUUGAGUUGACAGAUGUGAACGAUGAGUCACCGCAGUGGAGCGAGUCAUCAUACACAGCGGUGGUGGCGGAGAACACAGCAGUGGGCAGCCCCGUGACCACUGUCCUGGCCACUGAUCCAGAUCUUGGCAUCAAUGGUCUUGUCCAAUACCAGCUGCCUGAACCUCAGGGCGAAGUUGAUGGGCUGUUCUCCCUGGACCCUGAGAGUGGUGUGGUGUCAGUGCGUGCACCCCUCAGUGGUAAAGGCCGCACUGAGCACUAUGAACUUACAGUGCGGGCACUGGACCGGGGCUCACCCCAGCAGUACUCGGAGGCCACCAUCAGGCUCUUCAUUGGUGAUGUUUCAACCAAUGACGGCGUCCCUACAUUCUUGCGUCCUGCUCCUAAUGAGGGAGCAAGUGUGUUGGAGAACUCGAAGGUGGGGACGGCAGUAUUCCAGGUAGAGGCAGAGGACCCGGAUGACCCAAACACACCCAAUGGCAAGAUUGUUUACUCAUUUCUCGACGAUGGCAGCGACGAUGGUGUCUUUGAGAUUGACCCAACAACCGGGAUGAUUACAACACGGGUUGAGCUGGACCGUGAGACUCGGACACAGUAUACACUGGUGGUGGUAGCUCAGGACUUGGGUAGACCCCCACAGCUCGCCUCCCGCCUCCUCGUUAUCAACAUCACCGACGCUGAUGACAACCCUCCUGCCUUUGUCAGGCUGCCAGGAGACAAGCCACUGGAGCUGGAGGUGGAGGAGGAGGCAGCGAUUGGCACUGUGGUGGGCUACGUGUCGGCUGUAGACAAUGACAGUGGCGACAAUUCCCUCAUCGAUUACCGCAUCACUUAUGGCAACAAUGAUGGUCUGUUUGAGGUGAACAGGACAUUCGACAACCGUGGAAUGAUCUUUGUCAAGGGGCGCAUCGACAGAGAGGCGGUUGAUUCAGUGACUCUGACGCUAUUGUGUGGCAAACUUGGUCGCAGGAUGUCCAGCAGGAAGACCUAUGACCAGGCCAACCCAGCCAUGAUGCAGGUGCACAUACUGGUGAACGAUCUGGAUGAUAACAAGCCCAUGUUUGCAAAGGCAGUGGAGACAUCAGGUGUGAGAGUUGAUGCAGCACUGCAAACAGAGGUAGUGAGUCUCCAAGCAGAAGACAAGGACCCCACUGCCCUCCCUAUCAGGUAUGGGCUUCACAACAUCAGUUUCUCGCACAUUGAGGAUACAGUGGAGCUCUUACCUGAUGAGGAAGUCAAUGCUACGGGUAUUUUCCUGCUGGAGGAGCCCUCAGGCAUAUUGCGGACGAAUGCACCUCUCACUCGCUAUGCCCAUGGCAUCUUCACAGCUUUCAUCACUGCAUACUCUACACCCACUGAUGAACCUGCAAUUGUAAAAGUUAUAAUUUAUGUGCUACGAGACUCAGAUCUGUUGCGUUUUGUGUUUGGCAUCACACCAGGGGAGGUUCGUCGUCAGCUUGGCACCUUCAGGAAGGAUGUGGAGAACGUCCUGCCUGUUGCCGCCUCCCUCAACAUCUAUGAUACUGCUUACUACUCUGAUGCUGAUGGUGCCAUUGAUUUCUCCAGCACUGGGUCGUGCUUCCAGCUGGUGGGCCGCAACAUGCAUGACACCAAAGUAUUGCUCGACGCUUCCCAAAAUACAAAGUUGGAGAGGGUGUUUGACAGGUACACUGUCAAGAAGGUUGAGCGUUGUGUGCCUCGUCGAGAGUCUCGCCAGGCUGACUGGGUGGAAGUUUGGGUGCUGGUGAUUGCUGCCUUCAUUGGUGUUGGGGGUACGGUGGCUGCCAUCUCUGUCUGCUGUCUCUACAAUCACUACCGACGGCGAUUGAAACGCUACCAGCAGCACCUCAGACUGUUGGAAAGUCCUCCCUCAGUUACCCAAGUGCUUCCUCCAGGCUCCAUCGUCAUGCUGCCCCCAGGGCCACCACCACCUGGUCCCCCACACCCCAAUGGUGCUAUGCCUCCUGCAUCACUCCUAAGCUCAGAGCCUCCCAGAGCAUACGAAUGGCAGGAGCGAGGUCUCCCUCUUGACACUGUCUCCUACAGGAGUGCUCAGCGAUAGGUCCACACAUCAAAGAGACUCCUCCAUAUGUGAAAAUGAAUGAGCAACAAUCCACUGUACAGUGUCCAUAAAAAAUGUUGAUCCAGGUUAUGCAAUAAGAGGCACUUUUAUGCUAAAAUUAAAGCCAGAUUACAGCCAGCUGAGUUGAAUUACUGGUAGGUACAAAAAAUUUUGUCUGCCAACUCAUUAGUGUCUUGAACCUCUGUGCAUGAGAUUCCUGCAUGACCAGUAUAUUUAAAUGUACAUUUACUGUAUUCUGGGGUGGUUGCAUCAGUUUCUGCCACAUUCUGAUAAAACAAAAAAUUUUACCCCAUAUUUUUCCUCUUAGAACAGUCACCAAGGGUAACAAGGAAUGGCUCACAUCCUUGCCCUGUUGGAUGAAAAAGUUCCUCUGAAUGAAAUGUGUGGUUCACAGUUUUCCUGCUAAUUCUGUUCCACCUCAAAAAUCAUCUCCUGGGAGACCAAAAAAGACCUCCAAGGCCACUAACAUGCUCAUCAGAUGAAAAGUGAUGAAGAAUCUGACAAUCAACCAAUUUUUAAGUACUGAGGAUACUUAUUUGUAUCCUGAAAGUGACCCUCCGAUCCGUAAUCCAAUUUUUUUUAAACCAAACAUUCAUGUUACUUUUAAAUAAUUGGACGAUUGUUAUUGGAACAUUCGGGCGAGGCCUUCAGGUGCCUACCUUCACCCAAAUAAUUUUUCAACUUGUUAUAUAUGAAUAGAAAAAGUCUGUGAAAUACAGUUUAACAAGAAAGAAGUUAAACGUCUAAAUUACCAUUUCCGAAGGAAAUCUACAUAUUUUUAAGACACUGCCUUGUACCCACUUGAUGUUUACCUUCAACCCCAAAGACCUCUCAUGACUCAUGUCAUUCAUCACACUUGAAAAUUUAUCAAGCAUUACAUUCCUAGAAUCAUCCUCUUGUGUCCCCAAGUAUGGUAGUAAGUACUGUAUGGCACUUUUGUUGGUAAUAGAUGUAAUGUUAUUUUCGGUUUGGCUAUAUAUUACAGUAUACAGUACCGUCUAGGAAAGGUCCAAGAUGAGGCAAAUGUGUUUGGGUAUCUUAUGAACUUGUUUUAUGGCAAAAUAUUUGGGUAAUUGUAAUGUUUACUGUUUUUUUCUUUUCUUUUCUCUUGUUUAGGAAAAAACCAAACAAUUAUGUCCAUUACAGUACAGUGAACCCUCACUUUACGCGGUUAAUUGAACCCACGGCGGCCCGCGUAAAGUGAGAAAUGCGUAAAGUGAACAACAUAACAUAUGG
Homarus americanus (American lobster) is the source of this 6977-nucleotide messenger RNA. It is a transcript of the gene Cad74A, whose product is annotated as cadherin-23-like. Lineage: Eukaryota; Metazoa; Arthropoda; Malacostraca; Decapoda; Nephropidae. The record is from RefSeq and is a predicted model, not a curated record. Gene Ontology annotation, cellular component: plasma membrane. Gene Ontology annotation, molecular function: calcium ion binding. Gene Ontology annotation, biological process: homophilic cell-cell adhesion. The transcript has 35 exons. Bases 264 to 5720 code for a protein of 1818 amino acids.